Messenger RNA from Ostrinia furnacalis (Asian corn borer), 366 nucleotides. RefSeq names its product lateral signaling target protein 2 homolog. NCBI's taxonomy places the organism in Eukaryota, Metazoa, Arthropoda, Insecta, Lepidoptera, Crambidae. The record is from RefSeq and is a predicted model, not a curated record. Bases 1 to 204 code for a protein of 67 amino acids. Gene Ontology annotation, molecular function: metal ion binding. The transcript has 2 exons.
AUGGCUGACUUAAAGACAGCACCUUUUCUGUCGUUUCAGGUCCGGUUCACAGCGCUGGAGCGGCGGCACCACUGCCGCGAGUGCGGGCGCGUGUUCUGCGGCCGCUGCAGCCGCUACGAGGCGCCCGUGCGCCGCCUGCGCGCGCUGCGGCCCGUGCGCGUCUGCCAGCGCUGCCACGACCACAUACACGGCAAGAAGGAAUAAACUUACCAUUACAAGUAACUGGAGCGAUGUCUGGUGAGAUGAACAUGUUUGAAAACUAAGCUACUGUAUGUUAUAUAACGAUCUCCACAAGAUAACAUUAAAAUGUAUACUGCAAGUCUGGGCCAUAUCUGCGCAGAAAACUGCGCGCGCUGUGACCCGUGC